Molecule: messenger RNA, 336 nt
Organism: Saccharomycodes ludwigii
Lineage: Eukaryota; Fungi; Ascomycota; Saccharomycetes; Saccharomycodales; Saccharomycodaceae
Gene: GRX8
Product: glutathione-disulfide reductase GRX8
Exons: 1
Coding region: 1-336 (111 amino acids)
Source: RefSeq, a predicted model, not a curated record
AUGUCUAGUACCAAAUACGUCAACAUUGCUCGUAACUUAGUUCAAAAACAUAAGUUUUUCCAAUUAACGGCCUCCUGGUGUCCGGAUUGUAGGUAUACUAAUAAUAUUUGGAAAACUUUCAAUGUCCAAAAUAAAAUUCAAUCUCUAGAAAUUGCUCCUAUGGACAGAAUCGAAGCCGAUAACUACAGAGAGGCCUUUUCCAUCGUAGCAGGUGGUAUUAGAAAUUUACCAACUGUUUUUGUCAAUGGUAAAUACUGGUGCACUGAGAAAGAAUUGCACUCUUGGGAAAGUAAUGGUACAUUAAAACAAGAAUUUGAGAAAGUAGGCUUGUUAUAA